This is a messenger RNA of Knipowitschia caucasica, 2175 nucleotides long. The record is from the annotation of a GenBank genome assembly. NCBI's taxonomy places the organism in Eukaryota, Metazoa, Chordata, Actinopteri, Gobiiformes, Gobiidae.
AUGAUUGUGUUUUUGUCACGUACAGUACUAGCGGCUGAAAGUCGGGAUCGGACCUUUGACCACGGCACCUACGGACAUCAUGAGCGUCCUAGCGGCAGCUUUGAGCGCCAGCGCCACUAUGAAGCAGACUAUUACCGGAGCUCGGGGAGCAGCUCUGGCUCCACCAGUGGCUCCGUGGGCACAGCGGGGGUUAGUGGAACUAUUGGCACCAGUGCCACCGCCGGCUCAGGCGCCGCGGUGUCCGCCGGCUGCACCGCAGGAGCCGCGUCUACGUCCAGUGUUGUUGCCUUCUACCGCUCCCACAGCAGGAGCCCGUGUCACUUUGAGACCUCAGAGUCCCGCUACGAGCCGCGAGCCCGAGAGGCCUUCACUUUGGCCAGUGUGGUCCACAGGGACCUGUACCGGGAGGAGCGGGCGCGGCGAGGGGAUCGGCCGUAUCGACGCAGUCGGAGCCGCUCUGCUCCCUCCUCACACUCUCGGAACCCCUCUCCUCAGAGACCCCCGGCCCCCCGCGGCCCCUGCUCCCGCAGCGGCUCUGGCUCUCGCAGCCGCUCUUCCAGCUCUGACUCCGUGAGCAGCACCAGCAGCAGCACCAGCGGCAGUGAUUCUAGCAGUAGUUCCAGCGAUGAGUCUCCAGCUCGCUCGGUCCAGUCGGCUGCUGUCCCCGCUCACACCACGCUCCACUUAUCUUCCCUCGACAAAGACGAGCCGCGCAAAAGCUUUGGCAUCAAGGUCCAAAAUCUUCCUGUUCGCUCGACAGAUACAAGCCUAAAGGACGGUCUGUUCCAUGAGUUUAAAAAGCACGGCAAAGUUACGUCCGUCCAAAUUCACGGCGCCUCAGAGGAGCGUUACGGUUUGGUGUUUUUCCGACAACAAGAAGAUCAAGAAAAAGCGCUGGCAGCUUCGAAAGGGAAGCUCUUCUUUGGAAUGCAAAUAGAUGUCACGGCGUGGAACGGUCCAGAAACUGAAAGCGAAAAUGAGUUCCGACCUUUGGAUGAGAGAAUUGACGAGUUUCAUCCAAAAGCCACAAGGACGUUAUUCAUUGGAAAUCUGGAAAAAACUACGACCUACCAUGAUCUUCUUAACAUCUUCCAACGCUUUGGAGAAAUAGUGGAUAUUGACAUAAAAAAGGUGAAUGGGGCCCCGCAGUACGCUUUCUUACAGUACUGUGACAUCGCCAGUGUCUGUAAAGCUAUAAAGAAAAUGGACGGCGAAUAUCUUGGUAACAACAGACUGAAGUUGGGCUUUGGAAAGAGCAUGCCCACUACCUGUGUCUGGUUGGACGGAUUAGCCUCAAACACGACCGAACAGUUUCUUACACGGCAUUUCUGUCGAUACGGGCAUGUUGUCAAAGUGGUUUUUGAUCGCAUGAAGGGGAUGGCUCUUAUUUUGUACAACAACAUUGAAUAUGCACAAGCUGCAGUCAAAGACACAAAGGGAUGGAAAAUAGGUGGGAGUAAAAUCAAGGUUGACUUUGCGAAUCAGGAGAGUCAGAUGGCUUUCUAUCGCUCGAUGCAAGCUUCUGGGCAGGAUAUUCGAGACUUCUAUGAUAUCGUUUCUGAGAGAAGGGAUGACCGAAGAACGCAGUAUGAGUAUCAAGCAGAAAGACAAUAUUAUGAAAACGUUCGCACCACGAGAACGUACACAGAUGAUCCGAGCCGGAAAUACACCACAAGAAGUCGGGAGUUUUACACCGAGUGGGAUCCAUACCAGGGAGAUUACUAUGAAACCCAAUACUUUGAAGACCACAGAGAGUUCAGGGAAUACAGAGCUGAUCCGUAUGAACAAGACAUCCGCAAAUACAGCUAUCUGCAGCGAGAGCGCGAACGAGAACGCGAGAGGUUUGAGACGGACCGUGGACGAGACCACAAUCGAAGGACCAUCGAGCGAAGUCAAAGCCCGUCUCAUCUGACAUCGCGACGCCCUGCCACACCAACCACAACCCCGCCCCUUUUAGAGAGAGUCCCGACUGAAGCUGAUCGCCACUGCUGUCGCUCCUCCGACAGAAGCGGGAGUUGCAGUUCUCUUUCUCCACCGAGAUUCGAAAAACCUGAGAAAACCCGCCCUGAAAGGACUCCAGGCAUCAGAGACUAUGGUGGAGCUGAACAGGGACGCAAGCCCAGAUGUCGCUCUUCGAACCAGCUUCAUGAAAAGUUCGAAAGAAAGUUCAGCUAA